AUGUCGUCCAACAAGCGCAAGAGCAAGAAGGUGAACCUGCUGAAGGACCAAAUGUUCCUCACGAAAAAGUACGUUGACAUGAACGACCCCAUAUACGACAGCGAAAUUGAAGAUGAAAACUGCUUCUACACAGUGGUCAACGCGGAGGAAAUAGAAUACUCGCAGAAGGUGUCCGAAAUGAAAACCAAAAUGUUCGAAGAUAUGAACAUCUUAUCAUUUGAAGAUUUCGAAAAAAAAUGCGACACGCUGAUUAACAACUUUUUUGUAAGCUACAAUUUCCAAGAAUUUAUUGAAGACUUAAAAGAAUUAAAUGUGAAGAAGUAUAACGACUUUUUAGUUUUGCAGCUGAUUAAAAAGUCUUUCGAUAAGGACGAUGAGUGCCAAAUUAAUGUAUCCUGUUUGCUCAACGUUUUGAACAUCACCAAGUUGAUUAACCCCGAACAGGUGCAUAGAGCGUUUGAAAAAGUUUUGCUAAGCUUGGAUGACAUUAAGCUCGACUGCCCCUUGUGUUACGAAAUUUUUUUAAAGUACGUUAGGUUUAGCACCCUAGAUAACGUGGUUGAUAAAAAUUACAUUUUGAAAUUACCCACUGGCUUUUUUGAUACGCUGGAUUUGGACAACUGGGAUGAGAAGGAGCUGGCCACACAGAACUCGAAGGAGAGUGACCACGCAGUGGAUAAGGAUUCGGAGCUCGCGCAGAAGAAGGAGGCGGAGGGCGCGGAAAAGGCGGGCUGCCCCAACGGGGUGGUCUCCACCAACGGGGCGCUCUCCACAAAUGGGGUGGUCUCAACAAAUGGCACGCUUCCAACAAAUGGGGCGCUUCCAACAAAUGGCACCCUUCCAACCAACGGGGUGGCGUCCACCCAGCUGGAUGAGAACCACAUGUACGCGCAGAACCUCGAGAACGUGGAGGAGAAAAAGAAGGUGAAGGACGAAAUGUGGAAGGACACCAUGCUGUGGGUGCUGGACCUGAACAUGAAGCAAAUUCAGAAAGAAAAAAAAGAAUUCAAGCAAAAGUCCAGGGACUUUCUAGUGGACUUUUUCAACGACGGAGACACAAAUGAGGUCAUCGAAUUUUUAAACAACACAAAUAGUUUGUUUCACUACGAGUUCAUAAGGAUAAGCAUCAUAGAAUCCUUUAGUAAAAAUAAUAUAUGCCGAAAGUAUAUCUCCUACCUGCUGGACAAUCUGUGCGAAACGUACUAUUUUAAAAGUGACAUUAUUAUUGCCUUCAUAAGAAUUAUAGGCUACAUUGACGACUACGAAAUUGACUUUCCACAGGCAAAGGAAAUGGUGUGUAAAUUUCUGCUCAGGUGUAUAUACGACGAUGUGCUUUAUCCUGCCUUCUUAAGUGAUAUAUAUAAGCUACACAUUGGUGGCAUGACCGGCAUGAUGAUUUGCAACAAAACGCAACAACGAAUUCAUAACAAAAAAAAAUUAAACUUAAAUAAUAUUAACUACAUUUGGGAUGAAGAUGAUACGUAUGAAAAGAUGAAAUUAAAGAGAAAAAUUAAUAACACCUUAUUGGAAUAUUUUUACUCCUACAUAGAUGAGCAAGAAUUUUAUUUACACAUUGAUGAAUUUCUGCCCCUCUAUCAUGACCUUUGCAAUUAUGUUGUUAAAAAAAUGUUCGUGCUGAACGUGGAUAUUAACAAUGACUUAAGUUUGUCCUUCAAAUUGGUCGAUCAUUUGAUGAGCAAAAAUUUUAUUUCUGAAAAAAAUGUGGAGGGAGGGGUCAUGGAGGUUAUGAACUCCCUUAAGGACAUUAUGCUGGAUAUUCCAAAGUACCCGGAAGAAUUUCUUAAAAUUUUGAAUUACCUUCAUGAGAGGAAGUACAUUUCGCAGGCCACCUUUGACGGCGCCUCCAAGGAAAUCGCAGCGUUUGGUAUGGGAUUCCUCCCCCCCAAGUUAAACACAUUUUUAAUUCAGAGUACUCCAGUGGUUAUAAUUUACCUCCCCCAGUUAACGCUUUGCAAAAAAGAGAAAGACACUUUUACUCAUAAGUAA
This is a messenger RNA of Plasmodium vivax (malaria parasite P. vivax), 2007 nucleotides long. RefSeq lists its product as hypothetical. NCBI's taxonomy places the organism in Eukaryota, Apicomplexa, Aconoidasida, Haemosporida, Plasmodiidae. Bases 1 to 2007 code for a protein of 668 amino acids. The transcript is spliced from 2 exons. Gene Ontology annotation, biological process: negative regulation of DNA-templated transcription. The record is from RefSeq and is a predicted model, not a curated record.